Molecule: messenger RNA, 2002 nt
Organism: Periophthalmus magnuspinnatus
Lineage: Eukaryota; Metazoa; Chordata; Actinopteri; Gobiiformes; Gobiidae
Gene: klhl27
Product: intracisternal A particle-promoted polypeptide
Molecular function (GO): actin binding
Source: RefSeq, a predicted model, not a curated record
GCAGAGCAAUCGAUGCAGAUAUAUCGAUUGACAGCCAGCAGGAAGUUCCCUGCACCGUCAAUAAACUUAUGGAGCUGAAGGUCUGGACCCCGUGAUAACACAGCCCCUGCCUCUCCGGUGCCAUGUCUUCCUCCUCAGCAUCUGUGAGUUGUGGGGCCGGUGGUGGGGAUACGGCCCGUGCAUUGGAGCAGGCUGUCCUGGCGUCUGAUCGCUACGCUAGACUCAUCCUGGAACAGAUGAACAAGAUGCGGCUCCGCCAUGACUUCUGUGAUGUGGGGCUGAAUGUGGGAGGUCAUAUAUUCAGGGUACACAGACUUGUACUAGCUGCUAGUAGCCCAUACUUCUCUGCACUUUUUUCUGGAGGAAUGAGAGAGUCAGAAAAAGAAGAAGUCCAGAUUCUCGGAGUUGAGAGAGAAGUCUUUGAGGUUUUAUUGGACUUCAUUUACACAGGUACUGUAAACUACAUUGUGGAAAAUGUACAGGAGUUAAUGGUAGCAGCAGACAUGCUUCAGCUGACUGAAGUAGUGUCUAUCUGUGGAGAGUUUCUGAAGGGUCACAUUGACCCAUCCAACAGUGUGGGGAUAUUUCAGUUCUUGGAGCAGAUUUCCUGUAUGGACAUGCUUGAAUUCACGGAAAACUACAUUCAUGUUCACUUUUUGGAAGUGUGUACCACUGACGAUUUCAAGGGGCUGUUAAAAGAUCAGUUGGUGAGGCUGCUCAGAAGUGAGGAGUUGAGAAUAGAGGAUGAGUAUCGUUUCACAGCAGCGAUGGACUGGGUUCUUCGAGAUCUGUCAAAGAGGAAAAAAAUACAUUGUGGAGGUGUUAGAACCAGUACGGUUCCAUUGCUCUCCCCAAAAAGACUUUUAAAAUAUAUUGAAGAUAUUACUGACUUUAGUCUACGUGUGGCACUGCAAACUCUGUUAAAAGAAUACACCGAAGUAGCAAAGUCUCCAAAAGAAAAUAAAAUGUAUAACCCCUUACAAUCAGCCAAGAUGAGACCUAGGAGAAAAGCUCGGAAGUAUCUCUACGCAAUAGGAGGAUACACCAGACUGCAAGGUGGCCGCUGGAGUGACAGCAGGGCCUUGAGCUGUGUGGAACGAUUUGACACUUUUAACCAGUACUGGACUACUGUCUCCUCUAUUCACCAGGCUCGCAGUGGCCUGGGGGUUGCUGUAUUGGAAGGAAUGAUUUAUGUGGUGGGAGGUGAGAAAGACUCAAUGAUAUUCGACUGUACUGAAAGAUAUGACCCAGUCACUAAACAAUGGGCUGCUGUGGCUUCUUUGAACUUUCCUCGAUGUGGAGUAGGAAUUUGCCCAUGCCAUGGUGCUCUUUAUGCACUUGGAGGUUGGAUUGGUUCAGAAAUUGGAAAAACUAUGGAGCGUUAUGACCCAGAGGAGAACAAGUGGGAGGUCAUUGGUAAUAUGGCAGUUCCAAGAUACUACUUCGGCUGUUGUGAGCUACAAGGGUUUAUUUAUGUGAUCGGUGGAAUCAGUGAUGAAGGCACAGAGUUACGUUCGGCUGAGGUGUAUGACCCCAUAUCCCGUCGAUGGACUGCCCUGCCUGUCAUGGCCACUAGGCGAGCCUAUGUGGGCGUAGCCUGUCUCAAUAACUGCAUUUACGCUGUGGGAGGAUGGAAUGAGGCACUUGGUGCCCUUGAGACUGUGGAAAAGUACUGUCCUGAAGAAGAAAAGUGGGUAGAGGUGGCACCAAUGUCGACCGCACGUGCAGGAGUGUCAGUGUCUGCAGUUAAUGGGUUUCUUUAUGCUGUUGGAGGCCGGGCAGCAAGCAGAGACUUCUCUGCACCGGUGACUGUGGACUCAGUGGAGAUUUAUGACCCUCACCUGGAUACCUGGACUGAAGUGGGCAACAUGAUCACAAGCCGCUGUGAUGGUGGUCUGGCUGUGUUAUGAUGACCAAAACAAUUAAAAGCAAGAGUGGUCUCAAAACUCUUUCACACAGGAUAAAUGUGCACUUUAGGAGAUCUCUGUCAAGACAAUUUUCU